AUGAAACAACAUCCAUCUACCGAGAAACACUUGACUGGAACUGAAGCGGCUUCCAGUGGUGUGAGCGAACCACAAUCAAAGCUCCAUGUAUUCCUCGCAACCCUUCCACUGUGGGUUAGCAGCAAUCUCACCAAGCCACGGUCGUUGAAGACUUUGCUUCGGUGCUGGCUAGCCUCAUGGGUAGGGUUCAUUAUCAUUCUUCCGGAUGCCUCGCUCAACGUCCUUGGCACUGCCGGAUUCUUCGCAAUGCUCUGCAGUUUCUUCCUACCUCCAAAUCUACCAGUGCAGCUAUUCUGCUUUAUGAUGCUCACGCUUGUUGUCGGGCUGUGCUUCAGCUGGGGCAUCGGUAUAGCAGCAAUGCGUGCAGCCAAUGCCGUGAGGAGUACCGCACAUAUUCAAGCAGUCGCACUACAGAUACAACAAAGUAAUCCUACUUUCCAAGCUGAUCCCACUCUAGCAUUAACUACGGCUAUAUACAAUGGCAAAUUUCUCGACAUUCGCGCUUCUGUGAUAUAUGGCUGCUUUCUUGGCUUUUUCGCCUUUAUCUACGGCUUGAUCAGAGCUUACAUACCAGUGCUCACCUUCACUUCUAUCUUUGCAACGAUUGGGCUCGAUAUUUUCUGCACCUUUGGUCCCCUCCUUCCGACUGCUGAAUACACCCUGCUCAAGACAUUUUUGAUUUCCGUGGGCUGUUAUACCGGUAUCGCUCUGAUAACCACCCUUUUCGUUUUUCCUGAAACUAUGAGCCAUUCUGCCUUACGAUCUGUAUGCGAGCAACUGGACAGGGUAGAAAAAUUUGUGACGAUGCAGGGAGAGGUUCUCAAAACCGUCGAUAGAGAGGAUGGCCAAGCUGGAAUUGACAUGUUCAAACCAGGAACCCUGCUUCUGACGAAGCUGGACGGAAUAAAGACCAUGAUGGUGGCCGUCAUGAGGCAAUUGAAUGCUACUUCCGGCAUGAUCUCGCUCGAAUUCAGCUAUGGUAAAUGGAGCUCUGACGAUGUGAAGGACUUGAUCACUCCUCUCAGAGGUAUUGUCGCACGUUCCAUAGGUUUGGACAGUUUUUCAAAAAUCGUUUGGCGGACGACGGAUUUGGCUGAGGACCCGCCGAAUACCACCACCACUCUUAAUCCUUCCAACAAAACGUUCACAUCGGUCGAUCCCUCCAUCAAUGCAUACAACGACGCACAUCUCCUUCGACAAAUGACAAGCCAAACCCUCCAAUAUGAGAACAGUCAUCACCUUCGUAUCGUAGACAUCCUUCCACUAGCUGAGACUGCUACCUUCGAGCUGCGCAAAGCAAUUGUUACUGCUGUCGCUGUUACGCGCAAGAAUCUUGACAAUGUCAACCGGCAUCGGUGGACGCGACAUCCAGAUAUCGAUGGGGAGUUGAUAAGAGAAUUAGAUGCUGCAUAUGAGAGCUUAACCGCAGCGCUCAAGGAUUUCACCCAAGACAAUCAAAACGCAAAGAGAAUGCAAAUCCUCAAACCUUUCCUCGCCCUUUUACAAAAAGAAGACGGAACUGUUCUAACGAAAUCCGAACAAGAAGCUUUACCCUUCCGAUCUCUCUUCAUUGCCUUUGUUCUCGGCACGAAUCUCGUUUCGCUCUCUGAGGCGGUAAUCGCGAUGAUGAAUAUCGUGAGAACAACGACCGCGAAGAGGCAACAGAACAGACUUUGGGCCCCUAAAGGUUUGCGGAAGAUCGGGAAGUUGCUCAGAGGGGCCGGGGGAAGUGGAGAGGAAGCUGAUGGGGGUCAAGCAUUCGGGGAGGAUGCUAUACCGUCAAAGGAAGAUUUCGAUGAUACUGGAUCAGAAAAAAAGCUCGAUCCCGACAGCAGACCGCCUACAAACAUUUUCCAAAAGAUAAUGAAUAAAUUGCACGGCUUAUAUCGCUGGUGCGGAACUCCGGAAGCAAAGUUUGCCUUUAAGUACGCGUUCAUCAGCAUUGCGACCUGGAUUCCGGCGGUAGUCAACAACUCUGCUAAUUUCUAUUACGAGGAAAAGGGCGUUUGGGCACUGAUCAUGGCCCAGACCACGUUGAAUAUCUAUGCUUCUGAUCAAGUGUUCAACCUCGUCAUUCGUCUAAUAGGCACGUUCGUCGGGGCCAUCCUUGGGCUUGCUGCGUGGUAUAUCGGAAACGGAAAUGGUGUGGGCAAUCCUUACGGCGCUGCUGCUGUCACUGCUGUAUUCAUGCCACCAUUGCUAUUCGUAAGGAACUUUGCCCCGCAGAGAUAUUUGCCAGGUGUCCUGUUAGGUUGUGCUACCUUUGCACUUGUUAUGGGAUAUUCAUGGGUGGAUGGACACGUUGCGCAGUUCUCGAGUCCUGGUAUCGGAUGGUCUAUCGCCUGGAAACGAUUUACCCUGGUCAUUAUAGGCUCAACAGCGGCUUUCAUCAUCAUGAUGCUUCCGCCAUCAUCUGGUCGGAAAGCUGUCCGUCUUCGAAAUGCAUUUGUUAUUACCGGCCUUGGCAAUCUCUAUUCUUUCCUCAUGUCAACUUGGCUGUCAGAUGCCCCGCUUUCAAAUAAAGCUGCUACUCCUGCUCCCUCUCAACCUGAUCCUAGUCACCCUAUCCAUUCGGUUCGAUGGCUUGAUAAAUUCCGAGUCAGACUUCUGAGCUUGUCAGAUGAGUUGAACGCGUUGAAGCAAUUGACCAUGACAGCAACAUGGGAGGGGAGCAUCCGGGGCAAGUGGCCUGCAGAAGAGUAUACUGCUUUGCUGGAUGCGGAAGGAGAGAUGCUUAUUGGGUUGGCACUUCUCGGAGGCGCAUUGGCGCAUUUGACUGAUGAGUCCCGUGUGGCAUUCAUGCACAACACCCGCGUACUGAACCCUAAUCUAAUUGCGGAUGUCAUGACCGCUUUCUCGCUCAUCUCACAGUCAUUGCGCAACGGAGAGCCACUUCAUCAAGUGCUACCUCAAAGCCUUGUCGGUCGACUAUUGUACCACCACUAUAAUCAUCAUAACCUUCACGAGGGUUUGCCCGAUAGAGCUCACGGGGGAGACGGCAUCACUGUCGAGACCCUUUCUUCGUUGGACUACAUGUUUUAUGCGACAGGCAUAGUUGCUGUCUUCCUUGUGCUCAAGUCGGUUGAUGAUUUACAAAAGAUCACGAGGAGACUAUGUGGCGAAGUUCCAUUCGAAGGUUUUGAAAAGUGGAGAAGUCAGUUCGAGAGUGCACAUGCUACAUCAUAA
Lentinula edodes (shiitake mushroom) is the source of this 3186-nucleotide messenger RNA. RefSeq lists its product as uncharacterized. The transcript has 20 exons. Bases 1 to 3186 code for a protein of 1061 amino acids. NCBI's taxonomy places the organism in Eukaryota, Fungi, Basidiomycota, Agaricomycetes, Agaricales, Omphalotaceae. The record is from RefSeq and is a predicted model, not a curated record.